UCAUGAAUCACCAGCACCAAAUCGCAACCAGCCCAGCCAUGGCGCAGCAGAGCCGCUCCCUCCAGGCCCUGCAGCCAGGGCUCUUGAACUUGCCCAGCGCUCUGACCGCGCAGCAGCAGCAGAAGUUGAGGCUCCAGAGAAUCCAGAUGGAGAGGGAGCGGAUCAGAAUGCGUCAGGAGGAGUUACUGCGACAGGAAGCUGCUCUGUGCAGACAACUGCCCAUGGACUCGGAGAGCAUGGCCCCGGUUCCGACUGCGUCUGCCAUGACACAAGACAUGAGGCCUGUUACAAAUAACGGAUCCGAUCCCUUCUUGAACAGCGGGCCGUACCACUCCCGGGAGCAGAGUACGGACAGUGGCUUGGGACUGGGAUGCUACAGUAUACCGACGACACCUGAAGACUUCCUCGGCAACGUAGAUGAGAUGGAUACAGGAGAAUCACUGGCACCCACUGCAAUGAACAUAAAUCCACAGCAAACACGCUUCCCUGAUUUCCUCGACUGUCUUCCAGGAACAAACGUUGAUCUCGGGACUCUGGAGUCAGAAGACUUGAUCCCUAUUCUCAACGACGUGGAGUCCGUACUCAACAAGAACGAGCCCUUCCUUACCUGGCUGUAA
Molecule: messenger RNA, 617 nt
Organism: Eurypyga helias (sunbittern)
Lineage: Eukaryota; Metazoa; Chordata; Aves; Eurypygiformes; Eurypygidae
Gene: WWTR1
Product: WW domain containing transcription regulator 1
Exons: 4
Biological process (GO): positive regulation of transcription by RNA polymerase II; hippo signaling
Cellular component (GO): nucleus; cytoplasm
Molecular function (GO): transcription coactivator activity; transcription corepressor activity
Source: RefSeq, a predicted model, not a curated record